This is a messenger RNA of Rhea pennata, 3494 nucleotides long. RefSeq names its product DNA polymerase delta 3, accessory subunit (gene POLD3). The transcript is spliced from 12 exons. The record is from RefSeq and is a predicted model, not a curated record. Gene Ontology annotation, cellular component: delta DNA polymerase complex; nucleus. NCBI's taxonomy places the organism in Eukaryota, Metazoa, Chordata, Aves, Rheiformes, Rheidae. Gene Ontology annotation, molecular function: DNA-directed DNA polymerase activity. Bases 189 to 1484 code for a protein of 431 amino acids. Gene Ontology annotation, biological process: DNA replication; DNA strand elongation involved in DNA replication; DNA synthesis involved in UV-damage excision repair.
UGCUAUGGCGGCGGGUCGGCAGCGGCGGCGCUGAUCUGGGCGGGAAACGGCGUUGGGGCCCUUCCCGGUGCUGUUGGCGUCGCGCCCCGUCAUGGAGGACGAGCUCUACCUCGAGAACAUCGACGAGUUCGUCACCGACCAGAACCGCAUCGUAACGUACAAAUGGCUAAGCUAUACUCUGGGGGUUCAUGUCAACCAGGCUAAACAGUAGGAUGUUGUAUGAUUACGUAGAAAGGAAACGAAAGGAGAAUUCGGGAGCUCAGCUUCAUGUCACCUAUUUGGUUGCAGGAAAUCUCAUUCAGAAUGGACAUAUUUGCCACAAGGUUGCAGUAGUGAGAGAGGAUAAACUGGAAGCAAUGAAGUCUAAACUAGCCACAAUUGCGAGUGUGCAUGUCUACAGCAUUCAGAAAGCCUUGCUCAAGGAUAGUGGGCCUCUUUACAACACGGAUUAUGAUAUUGUCAAAACAAACCUGCACAACUGCAGCAAGUUUAGCGCCAUUCAUUGUGCCGCUGCAGUGCCCAGGACGUCAGCCGACGCUUCUCCAACGCAGACGUCUGCACAGGCUGGUUCCCAGACUCCGAGUGACACGAAUGCUGUCAGUGUGCCUGUGGUCAACGGUCACGGUCCGUCGACUGCUAAACAGACCUUGCAGCAGCCCAAAGGGAUCAUGGGAAUGUUUGCAGCAAAAUCGGCUUCCAAACCCCAGGACCCAAAUAAAGAACCUAAAGCAGAGGCUAAGGAGACCCCAGGUGUGUCUACAGCAAGCAGCAAACCACCAGGAAAGGUCAACAUAAUGAACAAUUUCUUUGGAAAAGCUGCCACGAAUAAACUCAAAGUCAAUCCUGUGCCUGAGCAGCCAAAGGAAGAAAAAGAAGUAGUCAAGCCUUCUGUUCCUGUAGCAGAACCAGAAUCAACCCCCAGUACCAUAGCAGAGAAACCUGGGAGGAAAACAGAGUCUACUAAAAUUCAACAAAAGGACAAAAAAAGUAAAAUGAAGAGGAUGAGCAAGUCAGAUAAUGAGGAGGAAAGAGAGCCUGAAAACCUCAAGAAAAAGAGGAAGAGAAUCAAACAACUUCAGUCUGACAGUAGUGAUGACGAAGAUGUCCCACCAUUUUCCACACCUGAGGAAGUGAAAGCUCCAUCUCCACCUCCCCUACCUGCACUGAAGACUGAAUUGGAGCCUGCAUCCACUGAGGUUUCAGCUGGAGGGAGGAAGAGGAAACGGAAGCGUGUGCUGAAAUCCAAAAUGUUUGUUGAUGAAGAAGAAGGCUGCAUGGUGACUGAGAAGGUUUACGAGAGUGAAUCCUGUACAGAUAGCGAGGAUGACUUUGCGAAGUCCAAGCCACCAGCUGCACACAGACAGCCUGCACCCCCUGUGAAGAAAGAACCGAAGGAAGAGAGGAAGAACCUGAAGAAGGGGGCAGCCACUGCCAACAAAGCCAAUAAGCAGGUCUCCAUCAUGGGUUUCUUUCAGAAGAAAUGAACUGGGUCUUUCUCUUGAUCCCCUUGGCAGCUUGGAGAAAUUACUCUGUGUAGCUUUCUGAAAAUUGCUGCAUUGGAGGAGAACAAUAUGCAAUCUUCUGUUACAUAAGAUAUUUCGCUUACUAUGUAAGUAAGCCCUUUGGACUAGAUUUUGUAUGGGAGAGGUUUUAUCUGUUAAUGCAAUAAUUUGUCUUCUAUACUAAACUGUACAGAAACCUCCAGCUAGAAGCAAAACCUGGAGAAACUCUUGGAAGACUGUUAAUCUAGUCACAUGAAAUUUUAUUUUUUUAAUACGGUCUUUUACCUAUUAAGUGUUGAAGGCCCAUUCAAUGAGUGGUAGAUGGACUAAAUUAGGACUCAAGUUGUGGCAUCUUUUUUGUUGUUUAUUUUGUUGCUUUUUCCUUCUUUUACACCCCCAGCUCACCAGAUUGUUCUAAAUGUUCACACUGGUUAGAGGCUGUAAUUUAACAGGUCUUCAGGCACACACACAAAUAUCAAACAUCUGCUUCAGCUUUAACUGAAUGAAACAAACUUGAUUUUCCCCGUAAGACUGGUAAAUACUUUUUGCUGUGCCUUUCAUAAUCUUUUUUUGGACAGAGCAGUGCAUAUAAAAUUUUCUUACUCUUUUCUUCCUUGAAUACAUCCUCUGUAAAAUACUCAGAUGCCUAAUUAUAGACUGGGACACUGUUGGUGCUGUCUUUGCGAAAACAUCAUUAAGGCUUCCCGCACAAUUGGCUCCAGUGUAAUUGGGGGAAGGCCUUUGCUGUUAUUGAGAAAGCAAUUGUAUCCUUAACCUUGAAAGUUAAUGAGUCAAAGGGAAGGGUGUUCAGAGGACUUCUCUGAUAACACCAGUCACGUACCUGCUGUUGUGGGCGGUGAGGAGUUGCGCUGCUGCUGCUGUUUGUUGUUGGUUUUGGCUUGCAUGAAGUUUUUGCAGGCAUAAACCAGACAACAGAGUUGUUUUCUAGGACAUCUAGUCAUCUGCCUGUUGAAGGAAGUGUGUCACAGCGAAUGAGGAGGAAUGAAUUAUUAAAGAUGAAUAAAGCAGUGCAGUCCAGUAAAUCAGAAGUGACUUGUCAUCUCAGAUGCCUCUGUUUUCUGGUGCUAAAUUUGAUUCAUAUGAGGCCUGGAUUUCCAGAGGAUGGAUGCUUGGAGUUUCUGAAGUUUGGCCUGUGAAGGUCUCUCAGAUGGGCAAAUCAUGUCAUCAGUGGUUGCUUCUGAGUAUUGUUAGGCCAACAUAUAUAAAUUGUUAUUGAUCUGGAAAGUGUUUGUGGUUGUUGCAAAGGCAGAUAAAACCUGGAGAGUGUGAAGCAAGGAGGAGAUGCCUUCAGGAGCCCACCUGAAAGUAUCCUGAGGUGGGCAAUAAAAGAGCCAGCAAACUGGUUAUACCUAUGCAGUCAUUUUGACCAGGAGAUCAAGUUUGUGACUCACAAAUUUGAACACACCCCUACUAGUUAUCAGAAGUUGUUUCAAUUAAAUUUAAGUCAUAUUAAGUCACAAUACCUUGCAUUCAUAGCAGAGGUGAGAGUACCUACUUAAAGCAUCAGUGUCCCUGCCUUUCCGCUUGUGCUUGUGUCCUAGCCAGAUGGGUACAGCCACUGGCUGAAUGGGCCAGUACAGUUACUGGUGCAGUAUUCAGCGACAGGCUCAUCAAUGAGCACACCCUGUGUUAAGAACUUAAACCUCGGACUUUCCCUCUUGGAGGAGGUCAUUGAAAAAAUAACAGGAGAACAAGAGAGGUAAGGCAAAGAAUUGGCGCCAUAUCCACUGCCAUCCAGAACCAAGUGCCUGACGCAGCAAGCUGAAAAGGCUUUUAAUGUUCUUCUCAGGGCCUGCCUUAGUGAUGUGGGGAGCAGGGAUCCAUUGGGGAAGAGUGAAAAAUCUUCAUUUAACUUCUCCAAAGAACAUUGUGUCUGUCCCAGGAAAAUAGCACAUUGGUGUUCCUGUUUUUCUUUAAAGUUGGGAAUUUAAUUUGAAAAGUAAUGUUGUUUAACAAAACCGAUUAAAUAGA